AUGUCAAUUGAAGAAUUAAAACAAAAGAUUGAAAGUGACAAGAAUGAAUUACAAGAGAUAGAGACAUUGUUAGAGGAAGAUCCUUCGAAUGAAGAGUUGCAACUUUUGAAAGACGAAUUGAUCGAUCUCAUCAAGAAAUCAAAUGAUUUACUGUUGACUAGAUCUAGAGAAGUAACAAACAAUAUAUCAACGAUUACUACAUCUACCACUUCCAAUAAUACAAAUGACAACAACUAUAACAACAGCAACAACAAUAAUAGUAAUGAUUAUUUAUCUAGUACAAGUUUAGUACAACCUCAUAAGAUAACUAAUGAUUCAACAACUAUUGUAAAUAAUAGCAACAAUAACAACAACAACAAUGUUGGUAACAAUACAGCUAACAACAACAGCAGCAGCAGCAGCAGUAUGGUGUUAUCUGUUGGAACACAGUGUGAAGGAAAAUAUACAGUCGAUGGCAUCUGGUAUGCAGCGGUGAUCGAUGCCAUCAACAAAGAUGGAACAUACACAGUUACCUAUACGGAAUAUGGCAACACAGAGUCACUGUCGGUCGAGAGUAUCAGACCGCCGACCCGACAGAAACUGGUGCAAUCGAUACAGGAUCAAUCGUCACGGUACACCACUGCAUCCGAUUCGAUACAGUCGAUACCAAAGUACCUCAAGAUUCUGCCUGAAGACUCGGAGGAAGUGAAAAAACAGAAGCAAAAGAAAAUAAGAUCGGUCAAGGCACAGAACCGACUGUUCAAAGCCGACGAAGAGAAUCGAAAGAAGAAACAAGCGUGGCAAGAUUUUCAAUCGGGACCGAAACGUUCGAUACCCGGAACAUUUACAGACAAGAAGAAAGGCAGUAUGUUUUCAACACCAGACAACCUCAAUGGAAAGGUUGGUGUCGUGGGAAGUGGUCGUGGAAUGACAGAGAGCACCUCAUUUUCAAUGGAUAAAAAGAAAUGUACACUACCUCCAACUUAUAAAUAA
This is a messenger RNA of Heterostelium album PN500, 972 nucleotides long. RefSeq names its product tudor domain-containing protein. Gene Ontology annotation, cellular component: nucleus. The transcript has a single exon. Bases 1 to 972 code for a protein of 323 amino acids. NCBI's taxonomy places the organism in Eukaryota, Evosea, Eumycetozoa, Acytosteliales, Acytosteliaceae. The record is from RefSeq and is a predicted model, not a curated record.